Messenger RNA from Canis lupus familiaris (dog), 1585 nucleotides. RefSeq names its product ATPase H+ transporting V1 subunit C2 (gene ATP6V1C2). The transcript has 15 exons. Lineage: Eukaryota; Metazoa; Chordata; Mammalia; Carnivora; Canidae. The coding region runs from base 97 to 1410 and encodes 437 amino acids. Gene Ontology annotation, molecular function: proton-transporting ATPase activity, rotational mechanism. Gene Ontology annotation, biological process: proton transmembrane transport. Gene Ontology annotation, cellular component: lysosomal membrane; vacuolar proton-transporting V-type ATPase, V1 domain. The record is from RefSeq and is a predicted model, not a curated record.
CCUCCCGGGAGCCGGCCGUGCGCUCCGCCCCGCGCCCGCCCGCAGCCCCCCGCGCGGCCGCAGGCUCCGGUAACUGGAUAAAAGAAGGCGGGAAGCAUGUCGGAGUUUUGGUUAAUUUCUGCCCCUGGUGAUCAGGAAAAUUUGCAAGCUCUGGAGAGGAUGAACACCGUAACCUCCAAGUCCAACCUGUCUUAUAACACCAAAUUCUCGAUUCCAGACUUCAAGGUGGGGACCUUGGAUUCCUUGGUUGGCCUCUCCGAUGAGCUGGGGAAACUCGAUACCUUUGCUGAAAGCCUCAUAAAGAGGAUGGCCCAGAGCGUGGUGGAAGUUAUGGAAGAUGCUAAAGGGAAGGUUCCGGAGAACCUCCUGGCCAACGGAGGUUUGAAGGAAAAAAUGAAAUAUUUAAAGAUUGACUUGACAUCCUUCGUGACCCACUUUGAAUGGGACAUGGCCAAAUAUCCGGCGAAGCAGCCGCUGGUGAGCGUGGUGGACACUCUAGCAAAGCAACUGGCGCAAAUCGAGACUGACCUGAAGUCCCGAACAGCCGCCUACAACACUCUGAAGACAAACCUGGAGAACCUGGAGAAGAAAUCCAUGGGAAACCUCUUCACUCGGACACUGAGCGAUAUUGUGAGCAAAGAAGACUUUGUGUUGGAUUCCGAGUACCUCAUCACACUUCUGGUCAUUGUCCCCAAACCAAGCUACACGCAAUGGCAAAAAACCUACGAAUCCCUCUCGGACAUGGUGGUCCCUCGGUCAACAAAACUGAUUGCCGAGGACAACGAGGGCGGCCUCUUCACAGUCACCCUGUUUCGAAAAGUGAUCGAGGAUUUCAAAACCAAAGCCAAAGAGAACAAGUUCACUGUCCGUGAAUUUUACUAUGAUGAGAAAGAGAUUAAAAGGGAAAGGGAAGAGAUGAGCAGGUUGCUGUCUGAUAAGAAGCAACAGUAUCAAACUUCCUGUGUUGCUCUUAAAAAGGGAUCAUCCACCUUCCUGGACCACAAAGUUAAGGUAACCCCGCUAGGUACCCCCGAUAGGCCCGCUGCGGGGCAGACGGACAGAGAGAGAGAGAGUGAGGGCGAGGGAGAGGGCCCGCUGCUGCGCUGGCUCAAGGUGAACUUCAGCGAGGCCUUCAUCGCCUGGAUCCACCUCAAGGCGCUCAGAGUGUUCGUGGAGUCGGUGCUCAGGUAUGGACUCCCGGUGAAUUUCCAGGCGGUGCUCCUCCAGCCUCAUAAGAAGUCAUCCACCAAACGUUUAAGGGAGGUGCUGAACUCUGUCUUCAGACAUCUGGACCAAGUAGCAGCUGCAAGUAUACUGGAUGCAUCUGUGGAGAUCCCGGGCCUGCAGCUCAACAACCAGGACUAUUUUCCUUAUGUCUACUUCCACAUCGACCUCAGUCUUCUCGACUAGAGAGAUGAGCUGGCGCCACUGCGCGUUGUUCGUGCAGACUUCUUACAGACACCUUGUUCCCCUUAGCCAGAGAGCCCUACAGAAUUCAGAUUUUUAGAGAAAUUGCUCACAAAAGUUAGUUACAGUUGUAUUUAUUUUUUUUAAGUUACAAUAAAGAAACGCUCAGUCCUUUGAA